Brassica napus (rape) is the source of this 2493-nucleotide messenger RNA. RefSeq names its product F-box/kelch-repeat protein At5g39560-like. The record is from RefSeq and is a predicted model, not a curated record. Bases 569 to 1756 code for a protein of 395 amino acids. Lineage: Eukaryota; Viridiplantae; Streptophyta; Magnoliopsida; Brassicales; Brassicaceae. Gene Ontology annotation, molecular function: protein binding. The transcript has a single exon.
UCCAUUAUGUUUUGUUGUGAGAUGGAAAAUGUAUUAUACUGUUGCACUGACUUGGGGUACUUAAUGUGGUCGACCUCUGAGAUUGAGGGUAGAGAGUGGAGAGAGAUCAAGGGAUUGGAUAAAUUGCGUAAACAUUUAAAAACAGGGAAAGAGAUUGAAAUGGCUAACUACGGUGGGAAGCUUUUAGUUAUGUGGCAUUCAUAUCCCGAUAUUUGCAUAAGAGACAAAAUUUGGUAUGCAAAGAUUUAUUUAGAAUCAAGAUGCAAUGCACGUGAGGUGUGGGGUAAGGUUGAGUGUGUCGAUAUGCUCACCUUUCCUGUUGAAACAUAUGAAAGCUUUUAUUGUUUAACUGCUUCGGUUUGAUGUCUGGUAUGAGUUUGUGUUACAAGUUAAGUGAGCAUGAAGUUUUGAAGUUUCUUUUUGGAGAACAAAACAUGUUAUUUUUUGGUAAUUGAUUAUUGUUAGAAUAAUAGGCGUUAUUUUUCUAAAAACCUAAACGUGUUUAGUAAACCCUAGCUCUAUUUAUCACAUCUCCUCUCCACAGCCUCUAAUACAACUUCGGCCGAUCAUGAUCUCCCAAGAAGUUGACUCAACCGAAAAGAAGACAAUUCCUGAGCCACCGUCAAUAUCGUUCUCGUCACUUCCACAUGAAAUCGCAGAGAACAUUCUUGCCCGUGUCUCCAGAUGGAAAUAUCCACGUCUUUCUCUCGUCUCCAAGAGCUUCCGCUCUCUCUUAUCUUCUAUGGAAAUCUACAAGACGCGAUCUCAAAUCGGAGUCCAAGAAACAUGCGUCUAUAUCUGCUUAGAGCUGCCUAAUCAAUGUGCGAGCUGGUUUAGUCUGUGGACGAAACCGAAUAUAAAACAAACCAAACGGAGAGGGAAGAUUAGGUUUAAGAGGGAUUCAAGUGGAAACUCGGUUGUUCCAUCACCUUUCUCUUCUUCCCAUUCUCCUCCCUUACCUUAUAAUUGCCCUCAAACAGUUGGUUCGAAAAUCUACAUAAUCGGUGGACCCGACAAGAAGCCGUCUUCCUCUGUUCGGAUCCUUGAUUGUAAGAGUCACACUUGGCAUGAUGGCCCUAACAUGACCGUGGCUAGAGAAUGUGCGUCUACACUUUUACUCGGUGAGAAAAUAUAUGUACUGGGAGGUUGCAAUAUUGACGUCUACUCUACCAACUUGUUUGAGGUAUUUGACAUAAGGACUCAGUCUUGGACAGCCUUGACUGGUCCACGCUCCGGUGAGGACGACGAGGUAAGCCAUACAUGUUGCUCUAUAGUUAAUGUGUUCGAAGGAAAAAUUUAUGCGGCGGAAAAUUUAAAGGACUACGCUUACGAGCCAAAACAUGGUACGUGGAAACUUGUAAGAGAGAAAUCUCGUUUCCUUCCCCGCUCCUUUAAAGUUAUGUUUUGGUGUGAGAUGGAGAAUGUAUUAUACCUUUGCACUGACUUGGGGUACUUAUUGUGGUAUGGGUCUGAGAUUGAGGAUAGAGAGUGGAGAGAGAUCAAGGGACUGGAUAAAUUGCGUAAGCAUUUAAAAACUGGGAUGGGCGUUGAAAUGGUUAACUAUGGUGGGAUGCUCUUAGUUAUGUGGCAUUCAUAUCCCUAUCAUUGCAUAAGAAACAAGAUUUGGUAUGCAAAGAUUUGUUUAGAAUCAAGAUGCAGUGGACGUGAGAUGUGGGGUAAGGUUGAAUGUGUCGAUGUGCUUACCUUUCCUGUUGAAUCAUUUGCACGCUUUUAUUGUUUUACUGCUUCGGUUUGAGAUGAUGGUACGUAUGAGUUUGCGUUACGUGUUACAAGUCAAGUGAGCAUCAUCAUAAGCUUAAACUAUUAUAUGUAUUAAUUACUAUUUGUGUUUUCACGUUAAUUGACAUCAGUGCCGGCUUUGCACAGGGGCCAGGGCCCCAAUUGUUUUUGUUAAAAUUUCUUUAUAGUUUAGGGCCCUUAGGCCAUCAUUAUUACUAGGACAAUUUUAAAUUCUUAAAAUAAAAAAAGCAAAGGACACAAGAGAUAUCAAAUGACGAAGGACGAAGAACGAGCUGGGACGUUGCUUAUAUAACGACUUUCCCUCUCGGUCCUGGUGUUUUUGUAGGUCCUCUGCCCUUAAGAACCAGCUGGGACGUUGCGAUAAUGUUGCUCUUAAAUUUUGAUUUUAUACAAAAAAGUCCUAAAUUUUUGAUUUGUACAGCAAGAGAGGAUCCUAAAAUUUUUGAUUCUGCACAGGGUCUACAUAUGCUUUGAGCCGAGCCUGAUUGACAUUAACUGGUGACCAUUAUAUAAACAUUAGGAAUGAAUAUGGAAAAAAUGCAUGGAAAUAAAAUUAUAGGAAAAUUAUCUUAUUAAUUUUGGGGGAAAAACAAAUUUGUUAUAUAUUCCUAUAGAAUAAAAAAAAUGAGAAAAAAUGUAAAUAAAAAACUAUUCUUUGUAAAUAGUAAAAAAAAAAGAAAAAAGAAUGUAUUAUUUUCUUUUAUUCCUUGAUCACCAGUUAGACGUGUUACG